ACCGUCUGUCAACAAUCAGUGUUUUGGAGGAGAUAUGGCGAAUGACAAGAUAGAAGAGAUUUCCAGUAUGGAAGGCGAAUAUCAGUGGUUAUUACAAGAAGAGGUCCACAGGGUGUUAAAGGAACUCAAAGAAAUGCUUCAUGAAUGUGGAAAGAGGUUUAGGACACAAGCCACAGUGGAUAACAUUUUUAAUAGAGUACUAUGUACUUUGGAAUCAUCGUUUGUUUGUUUUCUUAUCAUAUCUUGCUUGUCCCAAAGGUCAUGAUGUCGAUCCUGUAUUCUAUAGCAAUGAAAAUACUAUUGGCUCAAUUAAGGCUGAAAAAUUUGUUCUACAAAGUGCAAAUGGAUCAGAUCAUGUGAGAGGGAUCAUUACAUUGCAAGGAGAUAGAAUUAGUAAAGCAGACUUAACCUUACGAUUACAACGGAGUGCAAGUCAGAUUUUAAAAACAUCUAUACGUGAAGAUAUUCCAUGGAGACUACAACAGGUCCAAGAUGCGGGUAAUCAUCUGCAGACUGCUGUUGAACGGGUUUCAAUGAAAGAUGUAGAUUAUGAAUUCCAGUCUGGUGAAGAAGUAUCACAGUUGAUGGAUGAAGUGAUGUGUAGUCUUCAUCAUGGUAGACAGUGCUUAUUGAACCCCUCCAAAGAAACACUUCCAGAUAUAUAUCGCAAUAAAUCUACUCGUUCGUUAAGUCCUCAACUUCCACCUGAAGCAAUGAUCAAUUUUUUUAUUCAUUGUAAUAAACUGGUAAUGGUCGCCUACUACAUUCAUCAGAUCCCACCAUCCAGGAGCACACAGCAUCACAGGCCGCAGCCCAUACUGACACAUCCCAAACAAAGCAAUAUUUUUGAAGUUGGAGCAGCUCGAUUUGAAGUCACCGCCCAGUACUUGGUUGAAAGUGUUGUUCCGUGGCUGAGUGAGACCCUAAUGUACUUCACCGUUGCAUUGCAAACAUGUCAGGAACUUAAGAAUAAGAUAGAGGUAUUUGCAUCUUAUCAAGAGGAUAAACAAGAUAAUUGAAACAUUUGGUUUUUAUUGGCCAGCGCUUCCCAUUCCCAAGGUAUUCUCCAUCUUUUCACCAAAGCAGUCCCUUAUCAAAGAAUCAGUGCAAUGAUGUUGUUAUGUUACUCAUUGUAGAUUAUUUUAAGCUGUAAUGAUUAGAUGAGACUUGUCAUCCCAAAACCAGUGUACUGUCACUAAUUGUUAAACGGAGUAAUAUUAGAAGAAUAUGCCAGUAUUGUAUACUUUUGUAGAGAAAAGAGCCUGUAACACCUUUUACUACUCAGAACUUUUUUAAUAGUAAAUUGAUUCUAGUAAAUGGCCCAUCAUUUUAAAGCUUAUAAUGUGAAACAUAAGUUAUAUUAAAAUAUCAAUUUUUUAUUUAAAUGAUAUUACUUCAAAUAUUUAAUUGAAUAUUUUCCAUUAAUGGCUGAAAAUUUACAAGUGCAAAUAAUUAAAAGAUACCUUUGUAUAAGAAACAUAUUUAGCCAUGGAAACAAUUAAGGCAGCAGGAUGAUGUGAACUUAUUGAUUAAUUGAAUGAUUGGUAACUAAAAGGACAUAUUUUUUCAGUUGGACAUUUAAUUUUGCUUAGGUUGAUACUAAUUUCCAUGAGAAACUUCCUAUUCCAUUGCCUGAUUCAAAAUGACCAAAGCACUAGUGUAAUUUAAUAACCUAAUCCAUAUUUAUUCCUUUGUAAAGUAAAUCAAAUGCUCUGCUCUUACCCGCCUAACGUGUGUACAGAGAUUCCAGCAGUAAGUUGAUUUGAAAAAAGUGUAUAUUCUGGGUGGAGUUAUGUAGUAUUCUGGAUGUAGAUGAUGAGCAUAUUUUCUAAUAAUACGUAGGUUGAAUAACGGCUUGGCUCAUUUUAUAUAAAACAUUGAAUGGAUAAUUUCUAGGAAAUUUCUAUUAGAUAGUAUUAUUGUAAAAGUACUAUUGAAUGGGUGGGUUAUUUUAGAAAAUAGAAAUACUAUUGAAUGGAUAUGAUUGUAUUAUAUAUCAAGUGGAAGUGGUUGUGGUGUGUGUGUAUAGUAGUACUAUUGAAUGGGUAUGAAUAAAUAUGAUUUAAUGAAUAGGCUGAAAUUAGACAAGUUCUAUUGAAUGGUAAAAUUCAUUGUAUAUUGAAUGUACAAUGUACAAGUACUAUUUAUAAUGAUUAGAAUAUUUCAAUAGAUGUUCUAUUGGAAGUAUAUGUUAUUUCUAUUGAAUUAUGUUAAAUGAGAAUUUGAAUUGAAUUCAUAUGUACAAUUUAAAUGAAAUAUCAAGUAUAUUGUUGAGUGAAUUGUUUAUCAUAUCAAAGCAUAACUUUUGUUUGAUUAAUUUAACCUGAUUUUAUUAUUUUUAGUAUUUUGUUAACACUUAAUUAUAUAAAACAUUGUUCCUUAUAAGCAGGCUAUUAAAAUUCAGUACAUUAGCAACUAUUUAUGACAAACUAAUUACAGUAUACAGUACACAAUGCCUUGAUAAAAAUAGAACUCGUUCUCAUGUGAAAUUCUAAGGGAAUAUAUCCAGUUGUAGCUCAAUUGAUAGUAGAGAUCUAAUGAUAUCCAAGAAUCAUUUUUCACUCAAAGAUUGUAUGAAAUUGUAAUAGUAAUUUUAUGCUCUCUUUAAAAUUCUAGGGUUUUAAUUUUGCAAUUUCAAAAGUGUUUUUUUUUCACAGGAUAUACUGUUACUACACAAUUUUAAUAAGACUUGCUUUAAUAGUGAUUUGCAUAGCUUCUCCCGUCAGUACUUAGUACAGUACUUGAUUUUAAAAAUUAAUGAAAGUAUAGAAACUUCAUAAUUGUAAACUUAGUUUAAAGACCCUUGUAGACCACUUCACAAUUAUUCUAAUGCUUAUUAUUAUUUUGGAAUGCAUUAUCCAAUUAUUAUUAUUCAUGUGUUUAUGAAAAUUUAAAUCACAGUGGAAAAAAUAUGUGUGGAAAAGUAAUGUUGGCUACUAAUUUCCAAUACUAAUGAUUUCAAUUUGGAUUUUACUGUGACUGGAAUUUAAAUAAAACGAUACUUUCUAUCUGAAAACCUGAAUAAUUAUACAAUUGAAAAAACUUUGUUAUUCAUUCUCAUAUAAAACUUAAAAGCAGAGUAAUUUAAGUAGAAGAUGGUAAAUUGUGAAUAUUUUUACACUGCAAUUUUAAAAGACAAUCAAAGUAUUUAAAUUGAAAUGAUUUUAAAACAAUUUUAAUAAGAAUUAUGUGUUGUACUUCAAUCAUGCAAGUACCAUAUUGUAUGCAAUUUUAUUAAUUUCAAAUUGAUGAUUUUUUUGCUUUGUUGUUGUUUUCAAUUUGAUGACAAAAUUUAUUUUGUACAUAAAGGUCACAGAAAUAUUCUAUGAAUAUUUUAUUUUUUUAAACAAGGACCUAAUGACAAUCAUUAACAAAAUAUUUAAUUUUUUUUUCAUAGGAAUGUUUUUUCAGUGUUGAUUUUAUAGGAAUGUUAUUCAUCAUUUAUUUAGUUGUAUUAUUAUAUAUUAUAGUGGGGUUUGUUUAUAUGGCAAAACUCAAAACAAUAUUUUUUUGUUGAUAUUAUUAUUUUUGUUUUUUGUCUAGUAAAAAUUUUAUUUAGUUUGUACCAAAUACAUGAAAGAAUAAUGCUAUUUUGUAUAGUGCAUACCAAUUUUUUUUUUUUUUUUUUUUUAGAAAUUGUUUUUUUUUCACAUGAUCAUAAUAAAGCAUAUUAGAGUAGCAUGAUUGGAUAAACUGUACAAAAGAAAACUUAGCUCUGAAAAUACUGAUUGGAUUCUUUUUGUGUAAUUGUUUUCUUUCAACAGAUAUUGUUUCAAAAGAUAUUUGGAAAUAAGCAAAACUCCAAACAAAUAUUUACCCUGAUGUGUUUAAUUGGUUUUUUUUUUUUUUUUUUUUUUUUUUUAACAUUCUAUUAUUUCUGUACAAAGAUACUCUUCAGUGAAUAUUUAAAAAAAAUAUUUUUGGUUGAAUUACUUACUGGGAAUGAUUUGAAUAAAAGUAAACAUUCUUUGAGUUUGCAUUUAAAUCCAAAGUUAACAUUCCCAAAAUUGUUCUUGAAUUGUGCUUUGUAGUUUUGUAGUUUCUUAAAACUUCAAUUCAGUUACUGUCAAUGCAAUACUCUGUUGUAAAAAAAAAAAUUUUCAGAAAACAUUACAUUAUCAGAAAAGUAUGCUACUGAUGUUUGUGGAAUUGAAACCAAAUUUACAAAU
Anneissia japonica is the source of this 4169-nucleotide messenger RNA. Its product is annotated as protein rogdi homolog. The transcript is spliced from 13 exons. The coding region runs from base 141 to 1019 and encodes 292 amino acids. The record is from RefSeq and is a predicted model, not a curated record. NCBI's taxonomy places the organism in Eukaryota, Metazoa, Echinodermata, Crinoidea, Comatulida, Comatulidae. Gene Ontology annotation, cellular component: RAVE complex.